Molecule: messenger RNA, 441 nt
Organism: Laetiporus sulphureus 93-53
Lineage: Eukaryota; Fungi; Basidiomycota; Agaricomycetes; Polyporales; Laetiporaceae
Exons: 1
Source: RefSeq, a predicted model, not a curated record
GGCCCUUGCAAACCCACAGAUAAGGAAUUUGCCAGAACUCUAUUUCUGGUAAGAUGUAACAAGGUUGCGAAAGCAUUGGAGUGGCUGAAGCUAAACUACGACAAUUACAUAGACUUGAACAAAUCCUAUGACAAUCUCAAUAGCUAUUCAGAGAAUGUUCCUCCAGUCAUUGUAGACUACCAUGAUGGAUAUAUGAACAAGGCUCCAGAAGCUACGGCAGUAAAUGACCUUGAAAUGAAUGAAGGUACCAUUGACGGUCCCUGUCCAUUCACCAUUCAUGGUCUUACCAGGGAUGUGUAUGUCAACCUCCUCGAUGACAAUUAUCAGUUGAUAAGGGCAAAGGCUAUUCAUCAGUUCAGAAAAAGCAAGGUUCUGGGUGUCGGCCAGCAACAAAAUUCUCAAAGCUUAUAUCACAACCCUCAGCUGUAUCCUCAGAUAUUC